This is a messenger RNA of Vicugna pacos (alpaca), 1196 nucleotides long. The record is from RefSeq and is a predicted model, not a curated record. NCBI's taxonomy places the organism in Eukaryota, Metazoa, Chordata, Mammalia, Artiodactyla, Camelidae.
GCAAAAAAGGGGCGCGCGAGUUUCGCUGAGCAGAGGGCGGGGGACAGAAAAGAUUCAGCAGAGAGGUGAGGGCGCGCGAAGUGUGCAGGGUGCCCGCUGGAGCAGGGAGCACCAGGCCCACCAGGAUGGAAACUGAAUACCUGAAGAGGUGUUUUGGGAAUUGCCUGGCCCAGGCACUGGCAGAGGUGGCAAAGAUUCAGCCCAGUGACCCCAUCGAGUAUCUGGCUCACUGGCUUUAUCAUUACAGGAAAACAGCGAAAGCGAAAGAAAAGGAAAGGCAAGAGAAGAUCCAGCUGCAGCAAGAGUAUGAUAAUAGCCUCGAAGAAACCAAAAUGGCAGAAAUGCUGAAGCAGGAAGAGUACGAGAUUCAGCAGAAGUAUGAAAGGUGUCACCAGGAAAACCCACCACCAUCGUCAUGCGACUGAAGCUAGAAACCUGGCAGCCAUCGUGGAUUUCCCCUGCCUCCACCCUCCUCAUCUUAUUCAGUAACCAAAUUCUCGAGUUUACUUUAAAAUUUUUUCUUGCAUCACAUGAGGCAGUACAGGGUAGUGGUUAAACACCAAGAGUCUAGAAUACUAGAAAGGCAGAUCCCAGCAGUAAACUGAAUUAUUGUCUGUAACACAUUUCUACCUCUCUUAUCUGAAAACAAGAAAGAAUUUUCCAUAGAAAUAUCAUUCUAAGUGAUACUAGGUUACUGGGCUAGCCUAUAGCAGCCUGUUCAGACCAUAAUGUUUAUGAAUGGUGGUCAGGACUCCCACUCUCUGGGGCUCUGUGGAGAGCCCAUUUCCAGCUCAGACCUGGGCUAGCCAUCCACACCUGUGAGCAAAGAGGGGACACCACAGUAGCAGUGGGCUCCCAAGUUCUGAGCAUUUUCCUUAAUCCUGGCAUAUGUGGGGUCCUAUAUGUGGCAGCGUUGGAUUGAUUUCUAUGUGUGAGUGAUGGGGAAGGCCAGUGGAAGCGCUUAUCCACCCUUGAGAGGGUAGUAGUGUGAUAGACUUUGAUAGACUUGAGCUGCCCACGCUAAGGCCUGGCCUUAUGGUUGGAGAAGACAAGGCCAUGAGGGCAGCAGCUCUGGCUGGAGCAGGGCUGGCUUCAUGCAUGUGCAACCUGUAAAGUCACACAGGAACCACAUUUGGAAAGGCUGCACCCUUGGUUUGAUGCACUGCUGUCACCAUCUUGACGUACAAAAGUUUGAA